AUGGUUUCUUAUCUACCCCAGUCUGAGAAAGGCGAUCAUGAUCACCCGCAUCUAGAGCCGGCUAUCUCCUCGUUUGCCGGCCGACUUGGCGGUAACCAGGAUUUUAUCCUGGACCGGAAUGAUCCCAACAAUGUCGCGAUGCUGGAGAAGAUGCCCGAUGCGGCUCCGGAAAUGACGUUGGGCGAGAUCUUCGAUCUAAAGGGCUUCUAUAGUGCAGACCUAUGGAAAUUCGCGAUGCUGGAAUGCGUCGCGAGUCUUAUGAACGUCUUUAUCUCUAGUUGGGUCACUACGCAUCCAAUGGCGGCGACUACCUACCCCACGGCUGGUGCUGGCAUCUAUGACACCGUUACCUUCUUCUCGCCGCUAUUCGGAGGCAUCACCAAUCUCCUCAUGACUCCACUACUGAUCUACACCUUCGGCGCAUCAAGUGGAGGCCAUAUUAGCCCGACCAUCACGAUGGCGUGUUUCUUUGCGCGGAUCAUCUCCUUCCCGCGUAUGGUGCUGUAUGUCACAGGGCAAACGCUGGGCGGUGCUCUGGCUGGUUUCGCACUUAACACGGCCUACGGUAACCGGAACUUUACCGUAGGAGGAUGCCACAUCGACACGAGCUUUGUGGCUCCUAAAGACGGCCUGGUCAUUGAGUUUAUGGCGUGCCUAAUCGUGAUUUUUCUGUCUUUCGGCGUCGCCCUUGACCCUCGACAAGCCAAGGUCUUCGGCCCUGCCGUUGGUCCGUGGUUUGUAGGCAUAACAAUUGGAGUGGUUUGCUGGGCAACCGCUUUCACUCGCGAGGGAUAUAUUGGAGCGAGUCUUAACCCAGCUCGGUGCUUCGGGGCCUAUGUGGCGUCUGAGUUUCCCACUUAUCAUUGGAUCCACUGGAUUGGACCACUAGCCGCUUCUAUCGCGCAUGGUUUGGUUUACUUUGUUGAUCCACUUUGGACGGCAAGCCGGAGUUGA
Molecule: messenger RNA, 954 nt
Organism: Penicillium odoratum
Lineage: Eukaryota; Fungi; Ascomycota; Eurotiomycetes; Eurotiales; Aspergillaceae
Product: MIP transporter
Exons: 4
Coding region: 1-954 (317 amino acids)
Biological process (GO): transmembrane transport
Cellular component (GO): plasma membrane
Molecular function (GO): water channel activity
Source: RefSeq, a predicted model, not a curated record